AUGAAAGGCUGUCAGAGACAUGAGGAGCUUCAUGGGACAUCGGUGUUCUGCUUCGAACAUCCUUGGGUAUUCAGGAAGCUGAGAUGCAUGGAUGGGAGAAAUUGGGAUAGUUUCACGGUGACACCUGUGUAUCUUUUCCGAUUCUCGUCGUCCCCUUCUUGCCUAGCCGGUUCUAGCCUGGCCCAGAUGCUCACCGCAGAACGUCAGACAUUGUCUCGUUUCCGUCAGCUCGACGGCUUGUUUAGCAUCCAGUUGUCGAAAGUUGAUGGCCUCGGAGAUGAGGAUAAUUUCGUCGGACAUAUCACGGAUCCUCGCGCUCUCGCGCUCUCGCUCUCGGAGCGGCGGCUCACGUCUACAUCCCCGAUAUUCGACUUCCCCAGCUCGGACCUCUUACAAGGCCUCGGAAAUAUCAAUCUGGAUGGAACGUGGACAAAUAUGGAUGUGUUGUAUGCUGCGUUUGUGCUUUUUUGGUUAACACAGACGAACAUUAUCGUUCCUAUUCAAACCACGCGAGGGUACCAUUCGUCGCUCAUUAUGUUGAUUUCGUUUUGUGAGUCAAAACUGGGCCUACGGAAUACUGGGAUCUACGGGGAUGGCGUGCACGCUUGCCAAAAUGAGGGGGAUAAUGAAGUCCAAGCCCAUCAAGUCACCACGGACUUGAUCACCUGGACACCUUACAACGAGUCCUACAAAGACGAUUACAUCCAGUCAAAGCUCCUUCGUAAAUCGGCUUGCGCAACGGCAAUCUUCGGUCUUACUUCGAUACGACCAACGGACUGA
Molecule: messenger RNA, 780 nt
Organism: Aspergillus costaricaensis CBS 115574
Lineage: Eukaryota; Fungi; Ascomycota; Eurotiomycetes; Eurotiales; Aspergillaceae
Exons: 3
Coding region: 1-780 (259 amino acids)
Source: RefSeq, a predicted model, not a curated record